CCCACCAUGUCCUAUGCCCCCUUCCGAGAUGUGCGAGGAGCCCCCCUGCACCGCGCCCAGUACAUGCACUCCCCCUACGACCGGCCCUGGAACCCCCGCUUCUGCAUCAUCUCCGGCAACCAGCUGCUGAUGCUGGACGAGGAAGAGAUUCACCCCCUGCUUCUCCGAGAGCGCCAGAGGGACCCCGCUCGCACCAAGCUGUUACGCCGCACCGUCAGCGUCCCCGUGGAGGGGAGACCCCAGCCGGAGCACGAUUAUCACGCGGCCCGUUCCCGGCGGAAGAGUGUUCCUGGAGGGAAACAGUACAGCAUCAACAUGGACGCCCCGCCAGCGCCUCCCUUCCGCCCCUCGCAGCAGGGAUUCCUGAGCCGGCGCUUGAAGAGCUCCAUCAAGCGGACCAAGAGCCAGCCCAAACUGGACCGCACCAGCAGCUUCCGCCAGAUGUUGCCUCGGUUCCGGAGCGCUGACCAUGACAGGGCCCGCCUCAUGCAGAGCUUCAAGGAGUCCCACUCCCACGAGUCCCUGCUCAGCCCCAGCAGCGCUGCAGAGGCCCUGGAGCUCAACCUGGACGAGGACUCCAUCAUCAAGCCUGUCCACAGCAGCAUCCUGGGCCAGGAGUUCUGCUUCGAGGUCACCACCUCCUCCGGCACCAAAUGCUUUGCCUGUCGGUCGGCCGCUGAGCGGGACAAAUGGAUCGAGAACUUGCAGCGCGCCGUGAAGCCGAACAAGGACAACAGCCGGCGAGUGGACAACGUGCUGAAGCUGUGGAUCAUCGAGGCGCGAGACCUGCCCCCCAAGAAGCGCUACUACUGCGAGCUGUGCCUGGACGACAUGCUGUAUGCCCGCACCACCAGCAAGGUGCGCACGGACAACGUCUUCUGGGGGGAACACUUUGAGUUCAACAACCUGCCUGCCGUGCGCACCAUCCGGCUCCACCUCUACAAGGACACCGACAAGAAGCGCAAGAAAGACAAGAGCAACUACGUGGGCAUGGUGAGCAUCCCCAUCGCCAGCGUGACCGGGCGCCACUUUGCCGAGCAGUGGUACCCGCUCAGCCAGCCCAGCGCCAGCAAGAGCAAGUCCGGCUGCCCUGCUGUCCGCGUCAAGAGCCGCUUCCAGACCAUGAGCAUCCUGCCCAUGGAGCUCUACAAGGAGUUUGCCGAGUACGUCACCAACAACUACCGCAUGCUGUGCGCCGUGCUGGAGCCCGUCCUCAGCGUCAAGAGCAAGGAGGAGGUGGCCUGCGCCCUGGUCCACAUCCUGCAGAGCACCGGCAAGGCGAAGGACUUCCUGUCAGACAUGGCCAUGACGGAGGUGGACCGCUUCAUGGACCGGGAGCACCUGAUCUUCCGGGAGAACACGCUGGCCACAAAAGCCAUAGAGGAGUAUCUCAAACUGAUUGGACAAAAAUACCUCAAGGACGCCAUUGGCGAGUUCAUCCGGGCAUUAUACGAGUCAGAGGAGAACUGCGAGGUAGACCCCAUGAAGUGCUCGGCGUCCACCCUGGCCGACCAUCAGGCGAACCUGCGCAUGUGCUGUGAGCUGGCCCUCUGCAAAGUGGUCAACUCCCACUGCGUGUUCCCGCGGGAGCUGAAGGAGGUCUUUGCAUCCUGGAGGCUGCGCUGUGCCGAACGGGGCAGGGAGGACAUUGCCGACCGCCUGAUCAGUGCCUCGCUCUUCCUGCGCUUCCUGUGCCCAGCCGUCAUGUCCCCCAGCCUCUUCGGCCUCAUGCAGGAGUACCCCGAUGAGCAGACCUCCCGCACCCUCACCCUCAUCGCCAAGGUCAUCCAGAACCUGGCCAACUUCUCCAAGUUCGGCAGCAAGGAGGAGUACAUGGCCUUCAUGAACGAGUUCUUGGAGCUGGAGUGGGCCAGCAUGCAGCAGUUCCUCUACGAGAUCUCCAACCUGGACACGCUCACCAACAGCACCAGCUUCGAGGGCUACAUCGACCUGGGCCGGGAGCUCUCCGCCCUGCACGCCCUGCUCUGGGAGGUCAUGCCCCAGCUCAGCAAGGAGGCCCUGAUCAAGCUGGGGCCUUUGCCCCGCCUGCUCAACGACAUCAGCCUGGCCCUCAGGAACCCCCACAUCCAGCGGCAGCCCAGCCACCAGGGAGAGCGCCUGCAACCAAAGCCCGUCAUCCUCCGCGGACCCUCCGCUGACAUGCAGUCCUCCUACAUGAUGCGGGACCUCAACAGCUCCAUGGACAUGCAGCCCUACCUGAUACGAGGCAUGAACAGCUCCAUGGACAUGACCCGUUUGCCUUCGCCCACCAAGGAGAAGGGCUCGAAGGACAUGUUCUUUGUGGCCCGGCCUCCCCUGGCCCGCUCCUCCCCGGCCUACUGCACCAGCAGCUCGGACAUCACGGAGCCGGACCAGAAGGUGCUGAGCGUCAACAAGAGCGUCUCCAUGCUGGACCUGCAAGACAGCCGCAUGAACAGCAUCUCCAACCUGCACAGCGUGGGCGACAUGCUCAACAGCAGCCAGGCCUCCAUCACAGCCGGCCUGGGCCUGCGCCCCAGCCGCCUCUCCCAGGGCAGCGGCUCCAGCAUCGCCGCUGGCCUGCGCCUCAGCCAGAUGGGCGUCACCACGGAGGGGACCUCCUCUGCCCAGCAGCUCAGGAUCCCCCUCUCCUUCCAGAACCCGCUCUUCCACAUGGCCUCCGACGGGCCCGCCCACCCGCACCGCUCCCCGGAGGGCAACCCCGACGCCUUCGCCCCCUUCCACGGCUACAGCAAGAGCGAGGACCUCUCCUCCAGCAAGCACAUCAUCCACAGCCACAGCUACAGCGACGAGUUCACCCGCCAGGGCUCCGAGUUCACCAAGCGCCAGCUCUCCCUGCAGGAGAACCUCCAGAACAUGCUCUCGCCCCCCCAGAUCACCAUCGGGCCCCAGCAGCGCCAGCCCCAGCCCCAGCCCUCCGUCCCGCGGGGCAAGGCCCAGCAACAGCAGCAGCAGCAGCUCACCGUCUCCGCCGCCCAGAAGCCCCGCCCCUCCAGCGGCAACCUCCUCCAGCCCGAGCCCCCCUACGGCCCCGCCCGCACCCGCCAGCAGUCCGUCGCCAAGGAGGCCCCAUCUGCCCUCAAGCCCUCCAUCACCAAGCAGCCCUCGCACACACCCUCCACGCUGAACCCCGUCAUGCCAGCUUCCGAGCGGACAGUGGCCUGGGUCUCCAACAUGCCUCACCUCUCGGCCGACAUCGAGAGCUCCCACAUAGAGCGGGAGGAGUACAAGCUGAAGGAGUACUCCAAGUCCAUGGACGAGAGUCGGCUGGACCGGGUGAAGGAGUACGAAGAGGAGAUCCACUCCCUGAAGGAGCGCCUCCACAUGUCCAACCGGAAGCUGGAGGAAUACGAGCGCCGGCUGCUCACGCAAGAGGAGCAGACGAGCAAGAUCCUGCAGCAAUACCAGCAGCGGCUGGAGCAAAGCGAGAAGCGGCUCCGGCAGCAGCAGGUGGAGAAGGACUCCCAGAUCAAGAGCAUCAUCGGCAGCCUGUCCCUGCAGGUUGAUGCUGGUGGAGGAGGAGCUGCGCAGGGAUCACUCGGCCGCCCUCGACGCCUCCGAAACGCGGAAACGGCUGCUCGACGCUCAGCUGUUCAUCAGGUAACUCUGUAUGAGUCUGCUUUUGUCACAUGGAGGGAUCGGGGGCACCCUCGCCGUUCGGUAGCAGACCAGGAGAGGCAGCUUUCCGCCGUGGGUGCAGCAAACCCGCGUCUGAGCGUCGCUAUGGGUCAGCCCUGGAACGGGAUCCUCCCCGGGCAACCGCCUCCGCCCCCGCGACUCCAGAUCACGGAAAAUGGAGAGUUUCGCAACACCGCGUCUGAGCACUAGCAACCGCCCCCCGCCUCACCCCGCCCCCCCAGCCAGAGGGCGCCAUGGGGUGCGGUGGGGUGGGGGGCCGGCCGGGCAGGAGCCGCACG
This is a messenger RNA of Heteronotia binoei (common prickly gecko), 3917 nucleotides long. It is a transcript of the gene SYNGAP1, whose product is annotated as synaptic Ras GTPase activating protein 1. NCBI's taxonomy places the organism in Eukaryota, Metazoa, Chordata, Lepidosauria, Squamata, Gekkonidae. Gene Ontology annotation, biological process: negative regulation of Ras protein signal transduction; regulation of GTPase activity. The transcript is spliced from 20 exons. The record is from RefSeq and is a predicted model, not a curated record. Bases 7 to 3828 code for a protein of 1273 amino acids.